Messenger RNA from Daphnia magna, 2727 nucleotides. RefSeq lists its product as uncharacterized. Lineage: Eukaryota; Metazoa; Arthropoda; Branchiopoda; Diplostraca; Daphniidae. The transcript has a single exon. Bases 1 to 2727 code for a protein of 908 amino acids. Gene Ontology annotation, molecular function: nucleic acid binding. The record is from RefSeq and is a predicted model, not a curated record.
AUGCCGAUUAGCGAAGAAGAAGUACGGGCGAACAAGAUCCUAAACGAAACGACGAAAUUCUUAGGCGAUCGAUACGAGUCGGGACUUCUCUGGAAACACGAAGAGCCGAACCUGCCCGACAACAGCCAGUCUACACUAGCGCGUUUCCUCAAGCUAGAACGAAGACUCAUCGCCGACGAAAACCUUGGUAAAAGGUACUCCGCAGCAAUCAACGAGUAUAUCAGCCUUGGUCACGCCCGAAAACUCUCAGCUGAGGAGGUCAACUAUCGUCCAGUUGGCCAAACCUGGUUUCUGCCUCACCAUCCGGUGAUAAAUCCGAAGAAACCCGAAAAAUGCCGCCCGGUCUUUGAUGCCUCCGCGUACUACAAGGGAAUGUCGCUGAACUCUGCCCUGCUGAAAGGACCCGACCUGCUAACCAACCUCAUUGGUGUGCUGAUACGUUUCCGACAACAUCCGAUAGCGUUGAGUGCGGAUAUUGUUAAAAUGUUCCACCAAGUAAGGGUGCGGCCAAAAGACGGGCCGGCACUUCGCUUUUUCUAUCGUGACCCGGGUAUACAGGAACCACCCUCCGUUUACCAAAUGAACGUGCAACCCUUCGGCGCAGUUUGCUCUCCGACAAUUUGUGCUCACGUUCUACGUCAAGCAGCCGAAGAUGGCGGGAUUGAUGCGGCUGACGUUACCAACCAAAUAAUCGACCAUUUUUACGUGGAUAAUUGGUUGACAUCAUCCCCAACUGCCAAAGAAGCUGUUCAGCACGCAAAAAGGGUGGCAGACGUUCUACUUCGAGGAGGAUUCGAGCUCGCCCAAUGGGGUUCAUCAUGUCCAAAAGUUCUAUUGUCGUUGCCUGGCAAUCCAGUCUCAUCCAUCGAUUUAGCCCUACACGGAAUACCCAUAGAGCGGACGCUGGGGCUUUCACUCGACUACGGCAGCGAUUCGUUUGUGGUGAGCUUAAGCAUAAAACUGGAUGGAGCGACGAAACGAGAAAUACUUCGAGAAACGUCAAGCGUCUACGACCCAUUUGGGUUUCUUUCACCGGUGUUGCUACACGCAAAACUUAUCCUGCAAGCUGUAUGCAGAAAAUCGGUUGGCUGGGACGAUCAACUAGACCAGACGACCGUCGAUGAGUGGCAACAUUGGGUCGUCUCCCUCUCGAAGCUAAAACCACUCUCCAUCUCACGAUGUUUCAACCCAGAGCUAGCAAAAGCGCGAGGUGUGGGACUUCAUCUGUUUGCUGACGCAUCCGAAUCAGCUUUUGGUGCCAUCGCCUAUCUCCGAUUUGACAAUCCCGACGGCGUAAAGGUGUCAUUUGUCAUGGCCAAGGCAAGAGUGGCACCCAUCAAAUACGUUUCGAUUCCCAGACUUGAGCUGUGUGCAGCAUUACUCGCAGCCCGUCUAGCAUCAGUGAUCAAGUCAGAACUUCGACUAAAAAUCGACCAAGCCACAUUCUGGUCGGACUCCACAACGGUUUUGAGAUGGAUCAACUCUCCACACUAUCGUUUUCAUGUUUACGUUGGAAACCGAAUAGGCGAAAUAUUGGAGCUGUCCGAAAGUAGUCAAUGGCUUUAUGUCCCUACAACUCAAAACCCAGCAGACGAUGUCAGCCGUGGCGUCACAUCUACAGAAUUUUCCAUCGAGCAUCGUUUCUUUACUGGACCAUCUUUCCUCUAUCAAUCACCGCAAAACUGGCCGGCCUUCCCCGAUGUAAAACAGGGAAUUGACGAAACAGAGGAUCCCGAAGUUCGCUGUACGAGAUGGGUUGGUGCGACACUACACGUAACCGAUUCCAUUGACCGGCUCACCACGUACACCUCCCGCUUUCCGUUUUUAGUCGGCGUCGUCGGCUACGUCAAACGUUUCAUCAAUAACGCUCGGAAAGAAAAAACCCAUCGUGAUUUCGGCAAACUAUCGGAAACCGAGGUCAAGAAUGCGGAAGCGGAAUUGUUUAGGCGCGCCCAGAUGUCUGCCUUUCCUGAAGAUUACAGUAAUAUAAAGGAGGGAAAGCAGCUCGAUCCUGGUUCAAGCCUAAUCACGUUAACGCCAUUCGUCGACCAUCAAGGAGUUUUACGGGUCGGAGGACGUAUUGAAAAUGCUCCAACCCCACCGGAAGCUCGCCAUCCGAUCAUACUCCCAGCCGAAGAAAAAAUCACGGAAUUGAUGAUUUAUAGUCUUCACCUCGAGUUCGUACACUCCACUACAGAGAGAACCUUUCACGAAUUACGUAAACUCUACUGGGUUCAACGUGGACGAAAAACGGUGAGAAGAAUUAUAAACAAGUGUUUCAAAUGCAAGCAACACUACGCAAAGGCACUUUUUCCAAUGAUGGCCGCUCUUCCCGGUUACCGUUUGAAGCCUUUCUACCCCGCCUUGACACACACCGGAGUAGAUUUCUUUGGCCCGUACAACGUAACGAUAUUCAGACGGAAAGUAAAACGCUGGGCCUGUUUAUUUACUUGCAUGUCAUCAAGAGCCGUGCACCUGGAAAUGUCAUACUCUCUUGACACUUCCUCCUUCAUCAACUGCAUCAGUCACUUCGAAGAUCGCCGUACAACCCCGAAACAUUAUCACAGUGAUAAUGGCACGAACUUUGUUGGAGCUGUGCGUGAAUUUUCCGAGUGUCUCCGUCGGAUGGAACAGCUAGCCAUUCAAGAUGGGCGAAAACGAAGAACGGUGACUUGGAGUUUCAACCCACCUUCCGCUUCCAUUUUGGUGGAACCUGGGAACGUCUAG